UUCUGCAGCACAUUUCCUUGGCUGCAGAGUAUUUUUUAAAGCAAAGGGGACCCCUCAAACUGCACACUCGGCUCAGAAGAGCCACUUUAGUGCAAAGAGAGCAGCAGGAACUGAGGUCACUGCCCACCAAAGCAUCUCCAGCCAACCCACACAGCAUCCUACCUGCACUGAACAGCAGCUGCUAAAGAGAGGAGCUGGCUCUGAGAACCCCAGGGGCCGAAAAUGGGAAGAUGCCUGAGUUUCAACCGUAACCACUGGUUUAUCGGCCUGUUCUUCUUCAGCUGUCUGAGCCAUUUGGGCCUUGCCCAGUAUGAGCACUGGCCCUACUAUUCCGGCUACCCUGAGCAACCCCCUCCAGAAUACCAUGCCCCUCAGCAGCCAGCCAACGUCCCCAAGAUUCAGCUGCGGCUGGCCGGGCAGAAGCGGAAGCACAACGAGGGGCGGGUGGAAGUGUUCUACAGCGGGGAGUGGGGCACAGUGUGUGACGACGACUUCUCCAUCCACGCCGCUAACGUGGUGUGCAAAGAGCUGGGGUAUGUGGAGGCUGUGUCCUGGGUGUCAAGCUCCAAGUAUGGAAAAGGAGAAGGCAAAAUCUGGAUGGACAAUGUCCACUGUACUGGUAAAGAGGUGACACUGGCAGCAUGUACCACAAACGGCUGGGGCGUCACAGAUUGCAAACACACAGAAGACGUGGGAGUCGUUUGCAGUGAAAAGAGGAUCCCUGGCUUCAAGUUUGACAAGCCGUUUCUCAACCAAAUAGAGAACAUGAACAUCCAGGUGGAGGACAUAAGGAUCCGAGCUAUUCUUGCUACCUACCGCAGGCGUGUGCCUGUUACAGAGGGUUACGUGGAGGUGAAAGACGGAGGGAACUGGAAGCAGAUCUGUGACAAACACUGGACUGCGAAGAAUUCCCGAGUUGUCUGCGGCAUGUUUGGAUUUCCGGGCGAGAGGAAAUACAAUGCCAAGGUCUACAAGAUGUUUGCCAGCAAGAGGAAGCAAAAUUAUUGGGCUUACUCCAUGGACUGCACUGGCAACGAAGCUCACAUCUCCAGCUGCAAACUGGGCAACCAUCUCAGUGUGGAUGCAGAGAAGAAUAUCACCUGUGAAAAUGGGAUGCCUGCCGUGGUGAGCUGCAUCCCUGGACGUGCCUUUGCUCCCAGCAGCAACAGUGGCUUCCGAAAAGCCUUCAGGCAGGAGCAGCCAUUGGUCAGGCUGAAAGGCGGGGCCAAGAUUGGAGAAGGCAGAGUGGAAGUGCUGAAGAAUGGGGAAUGGGGAACUGUUUGCGACGACCAAUGGAACCUGAUUUCAGCCAGUGUGGUCUGCCGAGAGCUGGGUUUCGGGAGCGCCCAGGAGGCUAUAACAGGCGCACGGCUUGGGCAAGGAAUGGGUCCCAUUCACCUAAAUGAAAUAGACUGUACCGGGUUUGAAAAAUCCGUAACAGACUGCAAGUUCAACACAGAGUCACUGACUUGUAACCAUGAAGAAGAUGCUGCUGUAAGGUGCAAUGUUCCAGCCAUGGGUUUCCAGAAUCAGCUGCGUCUGAGCGGUGGCCGUAACCCCUACGAGGGCCGGGUCGAAGUCCUCAUGCAGCGCAAUGGCACUCUGAAAUGGGGGACUGUCUGCAGCCAGAACUGGAGCACGGUGGAAGCCAUGGUGGUAUGUCGCCAGCUAGGCCUCGGCUUUGCCAGCCACGCCUUUCAGGAAACUUGGUACUGGCACGGAGACGUCAGUGCCAAUGAUGUUAUUAUGAGUGGCGUGAAGUGUUCUGGGACAGAGAUGUCCCUGGCGCACUGCCGGCAUGAUGGCGCCCAGGUGUCGUGCCCCAGAGGCGGUGGCCGCUUUGCUGCGGGAGUUUCCUGCUCAGAAACUGCCCCAGAUCUGGUGCUCAGUGCUGAAAUUGUGGAGCAAACCUCCUACUUGGAGGACCGCCCGAUGUUCUUGCUGCAGUGUGCACUUGAGGAGAACUGUCUGGCCACCUCGGCUGCCAACACAUCCAUUUCCACUGGCUACAGGCGGCUCCUGCGCUUCUCCUCCCAGAUCCACAACAACGGGCAGGCUGACUUCCGCCCCAAGAACGGCCGCCACGCCUGGAUUUGGCACGACUGUCACAGACAUUAUCACAGUAUGGAGGUUUUCACACACUAUGAUCUGCUGAACCUCAAUGGUACCAAGGUGGCCGAAGGACACAAAGCCAGUUUCUGUUUGGAAGACACUGAAUGUGAAUCAGAUGUGGAGAAACAAUAUGAAUGUGCUAAUUUUGGGGAACAAGGAAUCACAGUGGGAUGCUGGGAUGUCUAUCGUCAUGAUAUUGACUGCCAAUGGAUCGACAUUACUGAUAUCGCACCAGGAGAUUACCUCUUCCAGAUUGUCAUUAACCCAAACUAUGAAGUUGCAGAAUCGGAUUAUUCGAACAAUGUGAUGAAGUGCAAGAGCCGGUAUGACGGACAGCGCAUCUGGAUGUACAACUGCCAUAUAGGUGACUCUUUAGGCCAAGAAAUGGAACAGAAGUUUGAUCACUUCAGCGGACUCACAAAUAACCAAGUGUCCAAGCGGUAGAGCUGCUGGCCUCCCACCCACUA
Molecule: messenger RNA, 2579 nt
Organism: Gopherus evgoodei (Goodes thornscrub tortoise)
Lineage: Eukaryota; Metazoa; Chordata; Testudines; Testudinidae
Gene: LOXL2
Product: lysyl oxidase like 2
Exons: 14
Coding region: 223-2556 (777 amino acids)
Biological process (GO): peptidyl-lysine oxidation
Cellular component (GO): membrane
Molecular function (GO): copper ion binding; protein-lysine 6-oxidase activity
Source: RefSeq, a predicted model, not a curated record